AUGCAAAAACCUAUCUCAGUCCCGUUUACUAUCAUUAAUGUGGACCACGGACACACUUACAUUUACAAAAGACAGGAAGAACUUGGUCGUGGUGGCUUUGCCACAGUCUACAGAGUUGUAGAACAAUCGUCCGGAAAAGAAUAUGCAAUGAAAGUUGUACCAAAAGAAAGAAUUUCAAAACCAAAGGCAAUCGAAAAAAUGAAGAGUGAAAUUGCUAUCCAAGCUUCAUUAAAUCAUCCAAACAUUUUAAGAAGCUAUGCUGCAUUCGAGGAUGCAACAAAUCAUUACAUAGUUACUGAACUCUGCCCAGGACAUUCAGUCAGAGAUCUUGUUAAGAAGGCAGGUCAUCUCUCUGAACUCGAAUCAUCAAAGAUCAUGAAAGAUGUUCUUGAAGGUCUCGCAUACUUGCACGAUAACCGUGUAAUCCAUCGCGAUCUCAAGCUCGAAAACUUCCUUGUUGGAAAGGAUGGUCGCAUCAAAAUUGCAGAUUUCGGCUUGAGCGCCAAGCUUGAUUACGAUGAUGAGAGAAAGUUCACAGUGUGUGGUACACCAAACUAUCUCAGCCCAGAAAUUCUUACCUCUGCUUCCAAAGGACACAGUUAUGAAGUAGAUAUUUGGGCUAUUGGAGUUUGCGCAUAUGCCAUGCUUGUUGGUCGUCCACCUUUCGAAACAGCAAGAACUAAACUCACAUAUGAGCAUAUCAAAACAUGCUCAUACCAUUUCCCAGUUGAGCCAAGGCUUUCUCACAUUGCCAAAGAUUUUAUCCAGUCCACAUUGCAAAUCAAGCCAGAGCUUCGUCCAAACGCUCAAGAACUCUUAGUUCACCAAUUCAUUACAUCAAUUGGUGUUCAGCCAAUUCCAGAACCACUUCCAGAGAAAGCUCCAGAAGUUGUUUACAAUCCUCCUGUUCCAGAAGUCAAGCAUUCCCAUCACCGCGAAGAAAACAUGGAUAUCAAUCAAAUCAUUUCAAGAAAUGCUCCAGCAUCAACAACACCAGAAACAACAAUGCCAAAGUACUGUGUUGCAAGAUUCUGCGAUCACAGUGAAAAGUAUGGCCUCGGUUACUUGUUGAUUGAUGGAACUGUUGGAGCUUGCUUCAAUGAUUUAAGUCGUAUGGUCAUGGAUCCAUUUGAAGAGUUUGUUCAAUAUUGGCCAAACUAUCAAACACAGACACCUGAAUUAAUGAAACCAUUCGAUACAGCACAGCCAAAGAAGCUAUCUAUUUUGAGGAAGUUCGCUGAAAGCUUAAAGAAGACGAAAUCCAUGUUCGAAUUGCCAAGUAGCAAGUAUAACUCAGCCAUUCCACUUAGGCAUGUUAAGUACUGGAUUCGUAAUGAUGAAGCCACACUCUUUAGAAUGGAAGAUCGCGAUAUCCAAGUCAACUUCAACGACAGAACUAAAAUUGUUAUCUUCUGGUCAACUAAAAAGUUGAUGUUAGUGCACUCUAUUAAAGAAUCAGGUAGGUUGAUUGGAUUGACCGAGCUGGCUAAUGGAGUAUCACACGCAGAAGAGAAGAAGCGAUUCUCUGUCGCAAAGCAACUUCUUGCUGAAAUGUCUGGUAGAUAA
Messenger RNA from Trichomonas vaginalis G3, 1566 nucleotides. RefSeq names its product regulation of centriole replication. The record is from RefSeq and is a predicted model, not a curated record. Gene Ontology annotation, molecular function: protein binding; protein kinase activity; ATP binding. Bases 1 to 1566 code for a protein of 521 amino acids. Gene Ontology annotation, cellular component: cytoplasm; spindle pole; centrosome. Gene Ontology annotation, biological process: regulation of cytokinesis; protein phosphorylation; mitotic cell cycle. Lineage: Eukaryota; Parabasalia; Trichomonadida; Trichomonadidae. The transcript has a single exon.